This is a messenger RNA of Cryptosporidium ubiquitum, 1122 nucleotides long. RefSeq names its product DCMP deaminase. The record is from RefSeq and is a predicted model, not a curated record. NCBI's taxonomy places the organism in Eukaryota, Apicomplexa, Conoidasida, Eucoccidiorida, Cryptosporidiidae. Bases 1 to 1122 code for a protein of 373 amino acids. Gene Ontology annotation, molecular function: hydrolase activity; zinc ion binding. The transcript has a single exon.
AUGAUAGUUGUAGGAGUAAUUGGUGUAGACAAGGUAGUUACAGAACAUAUAUUCAUGUUCUUUAUGAAGAAUUUUGGAUUUAAGGGAAUAAAACUGGUAAAUUGUGAAAAAAAAUGCAAUUUGGAUGAGAAGACAGUGGAUAAAUUAGAAUCAACCACCCAGUUUGAAAACGACUUGUUGACCAGUGCAAAUAACAAUAAUUUAGUGUUUAAAGAAGUUUGCUUUUGCGGAAGUGAGACUGGAGAGUCCCAAGAAGAGUGGAUAAAGUUCAGAGCAACGAAAGCUUUUAUGAUAGCAACUUCAAAUUUGAAUUCAAAUUAUGUUAUUUCAAACUUAACGAAAGAGAGUGAAUUGGAUAUUUUUUCAGAAACAUUGUUUGUUAGUUUGGCUGUUGACAUGCCUUUGAUUUACAAAUUUCCCAUGUUAUUAGAGAAUCAAAAUAUCGAAAGUAAUAUAAAGAAUGAAAAAACUAUAGACAUAUUAAAUAAUAAUCCGGAAAAACUAAAAGAACUUGUUUCAUUAUUGGUUCAAGAUUUGGAUGAGAAGAAGAAUGGUAUUUCUAAACUUUUAAGGAGAUCUGAUUAUUAUAUCAGUUAUUUUAAAGAUUUUUCUGAUUUAGAGACUAAGCUGUUUAACCUUGGAUUAUCUAAAAUAGAUUCACGACCAAACUGGGAUGAAUAUUUUAUGAAAAUUGCCAAAAUAGCAUCUCAAAGAUCUAAUUGUAUUACAAGAAAAGUCGGAUCAGUAAUUGUUAAAAAUAAAAAAAUUAUUAGUACAGGGUACAAUGGGACUCCUAAGAAUAUGAAAAAUUGUUUCGAAGGUGGAUGCACAAGAUGUAUUGACCCAAAUAGGGUUGAAGGGAAAUCUCUAGAGGCUUGUUCGUGCAUGCAUGCAGAAGCAAAUGCAAUGUUCUUUGCUGGAAUUGAAAAGUGUAUUGGGGCAACAAUAUAUGUUACAUUGAUGCCUUGUCUUUCAUGUACAAAAAGUAUUAUACAAUGCGAAUUUGAAAGGGUUGUAUUUAUUAAAGACUACGCAAUUCCGGGUAAUAUUUCUACCAUUAAAUUGCUCCGAAAUUCAAAUAUUAAAGUGGAUAGAUUCUUAGAAAAACAGUCUUUUCUAUGA